AAACACGGUGCAUUCACGGACAUGUUCUGGCGGAGAGCCGCCAGCUACUGAGCACAGCGAGCCCACCCUGAUACUCACAUCCAGGGAACAUGGGAGGGUCUCAGAGCGUCGAGAUCCCGGGUGGAGGGACUGAAGGCUACCACGUCCUCAGAGUGCAAGAGAAUUCCCCUGGUCACUGUGCAGGACUGGAGCCGUUCUUUGAUUUCAUCAUUUCUAUUUGUGACACAAGACUGAACAAAGACAACGACACGUUGAAAGAGUUGCUGAAGAUGAACGUGGAGAGGCCCAUCAAGAUGCUGUUAUACAGCAGCAAGUCGCUGGCAGUGAGGGAGACAACCGUCACACCCAGCACCAUGUGGGGCGGCCAGGGGCUCCUGGGAGUCAGCAUCCGCUUCUGCAGCUUUGAAGGAGCCAAUGAAAAUGUCUGGCAUGUUUUGGAAGUGGAGCCAAACUCUCCUGCAGCCAUCGCUGGUCUGAGGGCCCACGCUGACUACAUCAUAGGAGCCGACACUGUCAUGAAUGAGAGUGAAGAUCUUUUCUCUGUGGUUGAAACCCACGAAGGGAAGGAACUGAAGCUGUAUGUUUACAACACAGAUACAGACAACUGUCGCGAGGUGCUCAUCACUCCAAACAUUGACUGGGGAGGAGAGGGCAGUCUAGGUUGUGGGAUCGGCUACGGCUACCUGCACCGGAUACCUACGCUGUCAUGUGGAGAGAGCAGGAACAUCAGAUUCCCUGCACGGUCUCCCAGUGAACCAGCGACUCCACCUAAAGACGGCUUCACAGAGGUCCAUCUCUCUGCUGUUAUUCCGACCGUUCCAGUUGCUGUUUCUUCUUCUGCUUCGACUGGAUUAGAGCAGUCUCUCGCUGGCUUGUCAGUCGACUCUAAUCCGACCAGUGUCGUCAGCAGCCUGCAGACAGGAGCUCCUGUCGUUCCACCACCGAGCCAUGUCCCCUCCUCACAAAGUGCCCCCCUGUCUUUAAAUCCUGCUGCCACAAUACCAGGUUUAAUGCCCUUACCAGGAGGUCUUCCACCAUUUCCUAAUUUGCCAAAUCUGAAUAUGACCUUGCCAGAUGUUGGCCACAUAUUGCCACCUGGAGUUGGUGGAUUACAACAUGCAGGUCUUCCACCCCUCACCCUGCCAGGUGUGGUCCCCGCUGUAACUCUGCCUCCGUCUGACUUUGUUCUUCCCCCGAUCACUUCUAAUGCAGCUCCGGCUGUUACACUGGAGUCCACAUAUCCCUCCUCCACUAUCCAAAUGAACAGUUCACUGACCAAAACCCCCAUCCCAUCAACAGCAGCCACCUCUGAAUCAAUAAAUAUCACAAUAACUGCAGACUCAUCUUAGCAGAGAGCUCCAUUUAAGGUUGUCAGCUUACACAAUAUAGCCGGUCUAUUAGCUGCACCACUCAGUUGACAAAUUGCUCCGACACUGUUAGGAUUGUUGAACGAGCUCCAGUAUCUCGAGCAUACUGGAACCUCAAGCUGGUCUACUCACAACGAGAGUGAAUGUGUGUUCAGCAGCAGCAUGUUAAAGGGAUAGGUUGGGUUUUUGUAAGUGAUUCUGUAUGAGGUACUUACCUAUAUUCAGUGUAUAACUUGAAAUAGAUGGCAAUCUGCACACCCCCAGUUUGGAGAAGCAGGCAGAAUUAGAGACAUGACAGCAACAAAGUGUAUUUUAGUCACCCCUCCAAAAAAAAUCAAUAUCAGUUUAAGCGUAGGCUAUAUUUAGAAUAUUUUCUUUACCUGCCUUGGCGCCAGACAGCCCUUUCUGACAGGAAACUGACGUUAUGCUUUCUUCAAAGCCACCAGACUCCAUUUAUAACAACAGUAAUUUCACCUUGCAGAACACAGGAGUUGUUGGUCUAUUGCUUAUAAAGGGUUAGAUUCAUGAAAGUCACACAAUAACACAAACAAGCUAAACGAUCGGGGCAGUAUUAGACCAGUAAUUGCUGUGUUCUGACAUAAAAUUACUGUUUCCUGUCAAAGGAGUCCGGUGACUGGAGAGAGAACGAUAAGGGCUUCAGUUCCCCCUCACUUAAUCUUUGACAUGGCUGUGUGACUCCUAGGUAAAGAAGUGAAAAUAUAAAUAAAGUGUACUUGCACGUGACUGAAAUGCCUUUAGCUGCUGCUGUACAUUGCUUAGCGUCUGUCACUGUACUCCAGCCUGCUUCUCCAGACGAGGUGUAUUGACCGCCAUCUACUGUAGGUAAUACACUGACUACAGCUCUUCAUACAACCCCACUUCAAAAAAUCCAACUAUCUAUUUAGGAGCAGCAUGAUAAUGGCAGUAGAAAGAAAAUUACAAGAAUCAUUUUAACCUCUGAGCAGAGUUUCAAUGUUCACUCUGGCGCAGAACAACUUUUAAAAUUAGUUCAUAAGUCAAGUAGUAAUGAAUGUGUUAUUUAUCUGAAACUAUGUGGGCUUUUUGA
Centropristis striata (black sea bass) is the source of this 2433-nucleotide messenger RNA. Its product is annotated as Golgi reassembly-stacking protein 2-like. Gene Ontology annotation, cellular component: Golgi apparatus. Bases 90 to 1349 code for a protein of 419 amino acids. Lineage: Eukaryota; Metazoa; Chordata; Actinopteri; Perciformes; Serranidae. The transcript is spliced from 10 exons. Gene Ontology annotation, molecular function: protein binding. Gene Ontology annotation, biological process: Golgi organization. The record is from RefSeq and is a predicted model, not a curated record.